Messenger RNA from Anas platyrhynchos (mallard), 4939 nucleotides. It is a transcript of the gene GSPT1, whose product is annotated as G1 to S phase transition 1. Lineage: Eukaryota; Metazoa; Chordata; Aves; Anseriformes; Anatidae. The record is from RefSeq and is a predicted model, not a curated record. Gene Ontology annotation, molecular function: GTP binding; GTPase activity.
AUGGAGGCGAACGGCAGCGGCAGCAGCAGCGACUCGGCUCCCGACUGCUGGGAGCAGGCGGACAUCGAGCCGGGCAGCGCAGCCGGCCCGGGGGCCGCCCCGGCGGGCGGGGAGGCCGAGGCCCAGCAGGAGCUGCUGGGGGCGGCCUUCAGCCGGCAGCUGAACGUCAACGCCAAGCCCUUCGUGCCCAACGUCCACGCCGCCGAGUUCGUGCCGGCCUUCCUCAGGGGGGGGCCGGCGCCCGGCCUGCCGCCGCCCUCGCCCCCGCCCGGCCUGCCGCCGCCGCCCCACGGUGCACCCGUAGAGACUUCUCCGGAGGAGCAGACAGCCUCUUGUGAAGGUUCAAAUGCUGCUGCUAACAUGGAAAUUUCAGAAUCUGUUGUGGAAAAUGGAGAGACAGAAAUGUCCCCAGAAGAGUCAUGGGACCACAAAGAAGAAACAAGUGAAGCGGAACUAGGAGGUGGUCCAUCGGUGGAUUCAGGGCCUUCUGAAGAAAGCGCUCAGGAAAUGAUGGAAGAAGAGGAGGAAAUACCAAAACCUAAAUCUGUUGUAGCGCCACCAGGUGCUCCUAAAAAAGAGCACGUAAAUGUAGUAUUCAUUGGGCAUGUAGAUGCUGGCAAGUCAACCAUUGGAGGACAAAUAAUGUAUUUGACAGGAAUGGUUGAUAAAAGAACACUUGAAAAAUAUGAAAGAGAAGCUAAAGAAAAAAACAGAGAAACAUGGUACCUUUCGUGGGCUUUAGACACAAACCAAGAAGAACGAGACAAAGGUAAAACAGUAGAAGUGGGUCGUGCCUAUUUUGAAACUGAGAAGAAACACUUCACUAUUCUAGAUGCUCCUGGGCAUAAGAGCUUUGUUCCAAAUAUGAUUGGUGGGGCUUCUCAAGCUGAUCUUGCAGUGCUGGUUAUUUCUGCAAGAAAAGGAGAGUUUGAAACUGGAUUUGAGAAAGGUGGACAAACAAGAGAACAUGCCAUGCUAGCAAAAACAGCAGGUGUAAAACAUUUAAUAGUUCUUAUUAAUAAAAUGGAUGAUCCAACUGUAAACUGGAGUAAUGAAAGAUAUGAGGAAUGUAAAGAGAAACUGGUGCCGUUUUUGAAGAAAGUUGGCUUCAAUCCCAAAAAAGAUAUUCAUUUCAUGCCCUGCUCAGGACUGACUGGAGCAAACCUUAAAGAACAGUCAGAAUUCUGCCCUUGGUAUAUUGGACUACCAUUUAUUCCCUACCUGGAUAAUUUGCCAAACUUCAACCGUUCAGCUGAUGGACCAAUCAGGCUGCCAAUUGUGGAUAAAUAUAAGGAUAUGGGCACUGUGGUCCUUGGAAAGCUGGAAUCAGGUUCUAUUUGCAAAGGACAACAGCUUGUGAUGAUGCCAAACAAGCACAAUGUGGAAGUUCUUGGGAUCCUUUCUGAUGAUGUAGAAACUGAUUCAGUAGCCCCAGGUGAAAAUCUAAAGAUCAGACUGAAGGGAAUUGAAGAGGAAGAGAUCCUUCCAGGAUUUAUUCUCUGUGAUUCCAACAACCUGUGUCAUUCUGGACGCACGUUUGACGCCCAGAUAGUGAUAAUUGAGCACAAAUCCAUUAUCUGUCCAGGUUAUAAUGCUGUGCUGCACAUCCACACCUGUAUUGAAGAAGUUGAGAUAACAGCCUUAAUCUGCUUGGUGGACAAAAAAACAGGAGAAAAAAGUAAGACACGGCCACGCUUUGUGAAACAAGAUCAAGUAUGCAUUGCCCGUUUAAGGACAGCAGGAACUAUCUGCCUUGAGACAUUCAAAGAUUUCCCUCAGAUGGGUCGCUUUACCUUAAGAGAUGAGGGUAAGACCAUUGCAAUUGGAAAAGUUCUGAAACUGGUUCCAGAGAAGGACUAAGCAUUUUUCUCAAUGACCCCCGCACAAUACUGUGAGGAAAAUCGACUCUGCAAAAGCCUACUUCACACCGCCUUCUUAUUUUCUGCCCAUUGAUAAACUUCUCCCCAUAUUUUGCAAAGACAAAUUUCACAGCAAAGGUCCACAUUAUGUCAGCUUUCUCAUAUUGAGAGCUCUGCUAUGCCACUGUUGAAUUUCCCCCCCAAAUUUUUUUUCUCCCAAAUUCUGCUUCCUUGGAAAGAUUCGGCAAUAGCUUUGUAAGUGAUGUGGACAUAAUUGCCUAUAAUUAUGAAAAUCUAACGGAUUUUUAAUGUUUAAUUUCCCCCAACAUAUAUAUGAAGACCUUUUUUUUUUUCCAGGCAGAUCAUUCAGAGUGUGCGAGUGUGUGUGCACAUGUUACAAAGAUGACUACCAUGUUAAUAAACUAUUCAAUUUGAAAUCUUUUUCGGUAUUUGAAUUGCUUUUGAAUAAUGUUUUUUAUCCAGAUGUAACACAGUUGCAUUAGCUUUUUAACUUUCCAGUAACCUCAAUAUUUGGUUACCUGGAUUUUUCUAAACUCCUCAGCCUCCCCACACACACAGUUUUAAACGAGGCAAUUAGGCACUCAGCCAAGUUUGUAUUAAAAGAAUUAGUUUUGCCCCCUUCCCUUUGUUGAAGGCAUUCUUAAAAUGAAAAACAUUCAUGCAAAUGUGGCACCUUCAUUAGCUUUACAUUUGUUAAUAUCUUCAGCAAACUUAGGUUGACUUAACAUCAUUACUAGACACAGUAAGUCAAUUUUGAAGGCUAAAACUACAUAUUGUGUCUUUAUAAAAAUUCAGCGUUGUUAAAUUCUUAACUGCAGAAAAUGCUAACAACCAGUAAAUCAGUGAAAUUGCGAAAAUAAGAAUCUGUGGCAAUAGUGCCUAUUAGUAUUUAUAAGAGCUACAUUUUGUGGGAGAACUGGGCCAAUGAAAAAGUGCCAGUUUAUAUAAGUUACUCAGUUCACCCUGUCUUUAAUUUACAGGGCUGGAUAAUCCUGGCUGUUUUAAAUAUCAGUCUGGACUGAGAGGGAGAAAGACUAUUUAAAUCCCUACGAGUUUGCACAUACUGAAAUAUGGGAGGGUCAGAAUCAAGCACAGUCUGUAAAUUUUUGCAUAUCAAAAAGCAAUGUAAGCUUAUAGGGACCAGUGAAGUUCUUCAAAAACUGGUUCAACAUAAAGCUUACUCUCAGUACAACUUGAAGGAGCUGCAUAAUAAAACCUUAUUUAGCUGCACUUUGAAAGUGGACUGUCUACAAUUGCUAUCCUGAUUCUAACAAUUAGGAUGAAGGCUAACUGUUUUUUUCAUUUUCCAGAAUAUUAGUAGCAAGUAUUAAAAGGUAUCUCAGAGCUUCUUCAGAAUGUCUUAAACUAAACAUUUUCAGUUGUACAAUUGUGGUGAGCCCAUCUCCUCCCCCAAAAAUUUACAGUCUAGUGACUGUAUCUGAAUUCACAGAACUCAAAACUGAAACAGAUUUUUUUUGUUGAUUUUUUUUUUUUGGUUUUGUUUGUUUCUUUGUAACUGUGGAACUCCCAUUCAUUUCACUUACAGCUACAUUGUAUGGACAGAAGAAGUUAUUGUCCUUCAGUUUCAUAUGACUACACUUGUAGCUACCGUAAUGCAUGGAAUUGAAAUAAAUUUUAUUAUGUCUGCAAAUCUCUGGGCUUUUAUUUUUUGGUAAAUCAGAGUUUUAAAGUACCUUUUUUUUUUCCCUACCAAGUGAACAAACCCCGAAUUUCCUUGGCUCUUAAAUUAAUGAAGAAAUUAAAAGCCAAGGAAAGUUACUGUCUUGUUCUCAUUCUGAAUUGAUUUAGGAUUUCCAUGUAUCUCAUAUCAUAACCCUUUCUUGAAGUAAGCUUAUGAAUUUGAAAUAUGCUGACUGUUUGGCUAAUACUUUGAUUCCUAAAUUGUUAAACUUUUAAAUUUUGUUCAUUUAUUGAUAUGCAUCUCAAGGCUACAUGAUGCUCCAGUGGAAUUUUUCACUUUAGUAUAAACCUAAUGAGGAAUUCUAAAGCUUCGUUAUAUUGGGGCUGUACUGAGUAUUCAUUAUUAAACUGAAAAAUCAUCUGAUGGGUUGAAAUACUAGUAGAUAGAAAGUUUUGGCAUUUCCAUAAUUCACCCCAGUUAGUGCAUUUGAUUGCCACUUCCGUAAAUCUAAUUAACAUCACCUUGUUUGUAAAGAGAACUUAAAUUAUUUCAAGUUCAUUAACGGACUACAAUACAAUUAGAUAUUGCUAAGCUACAAGAGGGUUUUUUUUUGGGGGGGGGGAUAUAAGAUAUUUGCAUUCUCUAAAAUUUAAACAUACUUGAUAUGAAAAUGUAAAGCAUAGGUCUACACAGUUUGGCUACAUUUUAGAUAGAAGAGCUAAGAGUCCAUUAUAUUUGAAUAAACCUCAGAUUACAUCUCAACUUUUUCAUUACAUCUCCAUUCUACAUUUUAUAGUCCCAUUUUUACUAUUAUUGAGUACAGCUAGAUCUAGAUGAAAGGGAAAAAAAGUGUGGCUUUGCUUGAAAUAAAUACUACUUGCUGAUUCACUGAGGGUAAUCAACUUUUUUAAAGGACCAUUUUGAAUACUUAUUUUUGUCAAAAUGUGGUAUGCUGCUUUAAAGAAUUAAUGAAAAUUAAGAAGCUGUGCAACCACAAUAGUAAAAAUAAGUAAACAAAAAUAAGUAAUAAAAGUUGGAUUGAGGCUAUAGAAACCAUAGGAGCAUGGCUGGUAUAGCUGUGCUAGCACAUGAUACUGGCAGAGUAUUCCUGGGUCCUGGACUGGAUAUAGCUUAUACCAGCAAAACUGUGAGUGAGUUUCUGCAGAAAGGAGCAAUUUGGGGAUGUUUCUCCCCCGUAUAAUUGCAUUUACAGCAGCCUUUGUAUGCGAUGUGGUACUAAUCAGGAUCACACCUCUUUUCCCUGAUUGUUGGCCAAAGUUUGUAGCGUAGAUAUGGCUUAAGUGUAUAGCCAUGAUGUAAGUUAUAAAUUAUAAUUAUGUAAAUUAAGACCUUGUAUGUCAUUUAAAUGAAAGCCUUGGUAUAUGUAACAAUAAUUAAAUGUAAAAAAAAAAAAAAA